This is a messenger RNA of Fulmarus glacialis (Northern fulmar), 946 nucleotides long. It is a transcript of the gene PDE6D, whose product is annotated as phosphodiesterase 6D, cGMP-specific, rod, delta. The transcript has 4 exons. The record is from RefSeq and is a predicted model, not a curated record. Bases 3 to 398 code for a protein of 131 amino acids. Lineage: Eukaryota; Metazoa; Chordata; Aves; Procellariiformes; Procellariidae. Gene Ontology annotation, biological process: sensory perception of light stimulus. Gene Ontology annotation, cellular component: cytoplasm.
GGAUGAACCUUCGGGAUGCAGAAACAGGGAAAAUCCUCUGGCAAGGAACAGAAGAUCUGUCUGUACCUGGAGUGGAGCAUGAAGCUCGAGUUCCUAAAAAAAUCCUGAAAUGCAAAGCAGUGUCUCGGGAGUUAAACUUUUCCUCAGCAGAACAAAUGGAAAAAUUCCGACUGGAACAGAAAGUUUAUUUCAAAGGGCAGUGUCUAGAAGAAUGGUUCUUUGAAUUCGGUUUUGUGAUUCCUAACUCCACAAACACUUGGCAGUCCUUGAUAGAGGCAGCACCUGAAUCACAGAUGAUGCCAGCUAACGUUUUAACUGGUAAUGUUAUUAUAGAAACCAAAUUCUAUGAUGACGACCUUCUCGUAAGCACUUCCAGAGUGAGACUUUUCUACGUUUGAGAUGGGGCUUUUUGGAGCUGUUUUAGUUUUCCUCCAUACAGUUCUUGCUGCAGAACCCCCCGACUAUCCAGUGGAAGACACUCCUGUAGGCUGUGACCCUGGGGACCAGCUCUACGUGGGUUGUGACCUUUGCCCAUCAGUUAUUUUGCUUUCUCCUCUGACAAGACCAGACCAAACCCUCAGAGACAGGACCAUCUGCUCAGCGAUGCACUGAGGAAUAGAGGCUGUCUCUGAACACGGGCAAACGAUGGUCAUGCAGAACCAAUGCUGUAAAUUAUGUUAGUCUCAUCCUUUCUACUUCUCUGGAUCCUGGUAUAAUCUCCCAUUUCCACUCACACCAAACUCUCAAUGCGUUUCAUUUUUGGGGGAUUAAGUUAACCUUUUCAUUUUUCUCAUGUUGUAGGUUUUUAUCCUUUCACUGGAUUUCUGUGUAACUGGUCCACACAUCCUCUUACCCUGAACUUGUAAAAUAGACUGUGAUAUCACCUAAUGUAAUUAAAACAAAUUUCUCAAUUAAAACAUUCCUACCGUCCAAAGAAGGGAAGAAA